UGACACUUCUCCUUCUCAAGUUGUCAAUUAUGAUUCAGUCUUUGGCCCAAUACUAGAACUGUUUAAAAGACUACGUUCAAGGGAAACACCCUGGAGCAAACAUGGCACCCUCGGCGAGCACCGCCAAGUCCAGGCAACGAAAGUCGACUAACACCGUACUUGACGAUUCUGGUUCCGACGACGACUACCAAGCAUACAAUUUGCGACUUCAGGAAGCCAGCGCGGCUAGAGCACGUCUCAAAAAGGCGAGAGAAGAGCGCGAUAAGAAACGCAAGGCCUUGCUCUCAGCCUAUCAAGGCGCGCUCACGUCCAUCCAAGACCGCGUAAGGAAGUCAGUUUCCAAGUACCAUGAUCUCCAUUCAGCCAUGCACAUCUCCCGUCUGUUAAGACUCAAGGAAGCAGUAGAAGCCAGCGAUCAAAAGCAGACCGCCAUUGCCAAGAAGCUGGCCGAUGUGCAGCGCAUCAUGAGCAACCACAGUAUCCAGCUCUGCGCCUUGUACGAGGGUCGUCGAAAAGACUUGGCUGUUAUGUUACCCCGUGCCAAGCCUGAGAAGCCUGCGGAGGAUGGUGCUGGUGCUGCUGCUACUUCUGAGGUGGACAGGUUGUCGGGCCAGUAGCUGCUGCCUGAGGGUGCGCAGGGAUUCAUGGUCUCGAAGGAAGCUUCAUCAAAAUCGGCGGCUGCUGAUGGUGAAGAUUGGUAUGAGGGAGGAGUGGGAGGCUGCUAACGCUUUGUGCUGAACUCGAUGAUGGUGACAAUGAAUUCGUCACUGUGUGUUGGGUGGUCGCAUUUGACGGGCACAGUGGCCUCGGGUCGUAAUCUCGUAUGCUCUGGAUUGAGAAAAGAGAACAAGUAGAACAGAAUGAGGACUGUUAAAAUCAGCAAGACAAGAUAGUUCGUACACCACCGCGCUGAGUUAAAGGCCAUGGAGAUUGCCAC
Neurospora crassa OR74A is the source of this 937-nucleotide messenger RNA. RefSeq lists its product as hypothetical. NCBI's taxonomy places the organism in Eukaryota, Fungi, Ascomycota, Sordariomycetes, Sordariales, Sordariaceae. The transcript is spliced from 3 exons. The coding region runs from base 102 to 617 and encodes 171 amino acids. The record is from RefSeq and is a predicted model, not a curated record.